Messenger RNA from Letharia columbiana, 6471 nucleotides. RefSeq lists its product as uncharacterized. Gene Ontology annotation, biological process: calcium ion import across plasma membrane. Lineage: Eukaryota; Fungi; Ascomycota; Lecanoromycetes; Lecanorales; Parmeliaceae. The coding region runs from base 1 to 6471 and encodes 2156 amino acids. The record is from RefSeq and is a predicted model, not a curated record. The transcript has 4 exons. Gene Ontology annotation, cellular component: voltage-gated calcium channel complex; membrane. Gene Ontology annotation, molecular function: high voltage-gated calcium channel activity.
AUGGCAUCUGACCGCUCCUCUCCCAAUAACAACCAGAGACGCCAAUCAAUACCAUUGCAGGAUCUUUCACGACAGCCCGAUCAGACUUCUGAUAGUAACGAAGGAUGGAGCCAUGGCAGGAGUUCAAGGAGAAGGACACGGACACUGUUGGGCCAUCGUCGAUCAUUCAGCGGGAGGGUCAAUACAGCCUACGAACGGGUCAACGAGGGGUCUCCGCCUGCUCCUGCAGGGGAGAAUGUAGGCCUGCCUCAUGUCACGACACCCAGGAACGCUCACCAACCACCUGUAAGUUACGACGACGGAGAGGUUUCGCCGGUCAAUGCGGAAAACUUCCAGGCCGCGAUGGGAUCCGUUGGUCUAAGCUUCGAGCCUCCAGGACCCUCUAGGCCACCACCUGGAAAAAGGAGAAGCACACUGAACGUGAUCACGGAAAAUGAUGCGGUAUCCACAUAUUCGUUACCUACUUCUCAUCCAAUUGAUGAGGCCGAACAGGACACCUACUUUUCCCCGCAAGACACCGAUAGAACACCCCUGACCGACUCGAGAUUCCUGCAGCCUAUUGCUGGUGCAAGAGCACCUGGACCAGGGCUUCGUGCACCACCACCCAGUGUGGGCCACAGCAGGUCAGGUUCUCGACUCGGUGAUGAUUUGCCGCAUGUGGAGGCUGGGAUGGGUAGACCCUCUUCGACCAUGAGCACCAGAUCUCUAAGCCCGUCAACAGCAUCUAAUCCUUUAUCAAGAGCUGGAACUAUAUUGAGGCAAGCAUCUCAGCGAGUUGUCAAUCUCAGCAACGAGCCAGAUACCAUAGAAAACAGUGUGCGUCGAGAACGUUCGAUCAGGGAAGCCCGGAUGGAGGAACCACCAAGUUUCCCAGCUAUGCAAGACUACGCCCAUGAUGAAAGAUCAAGUCCUCCCCCAGAGAAAGCCCAACAGCUAGUAUCAACGAAUGAACGAGUGCCGCCGGAGCCGAAUCCGCUCAAAGGGAAUUCUCUCGGGAUAUUUUCUCCGGAUAAUUGGAUCCGACUGAAGCUCUGCGAGAUGCUUGUGCAUCCAGCCACCGAGCCCGUGAUCUUGAUUCUCAUUGUCGUUCAGACCAUACUCUUGGCUAUCGACUCGGCGAAACCUAUUAAAUAUACUUCAACAAAUGAGCCCCAGGCCUGGAAGGCAUCAUGGAUCAAUUUCGCCCUUCUCGCCCUGUUCUUCAUCUACACGCUAGAACUACUAGCACGAAUCAUUGUUUCUGGUUUGAUAAAGAACGCCGAUGAGUACAGUACUCUUGACAUCGCACGGGGCUUCAGAGCCGCUCUUAGCGAUAGGGUCCGGACUUUCUUUGCCCCCCAAAGACAUUUGACGGUAAGGGACGGGGUGAGGGAAGCCGGACAACAGCCAUCUAUUCUCCGCUCGUUUACAGGAGCGCAACUGCAUGUCGACCACCCAGGUCACUCACGUCAACAGCAAAGGGUUCGGCUGGCUCGACGAGCGUUUCUCCGCCAUGGAUUCAACCGUCUGGAUUUUGUGGCAGUUGUAUCAUUCUGGAUCAUGCUUGUCCUUUCUCUGACUAUGGUCGAGGGUAACCGUCACCUAUUUGUAUUUCGAAUGCUGAGUUGUCUACGCAUCCUGAGGCUUCUCGGGCUUACCAGUGGUACAUCGGUGAUCUUGAGAAGUCUGAAGAAAGCAGCGCCCAUGCUGGUCAACGUUGCUUUUCUCAUAGGCUUCUUUUGGCUUCUUUUCGCUAUCAUUGGGGUCCAGGCUUUCAAGUCAUCGCUCAAACGCACUUGCGUCUGGUUUCCGAACGCAACUGAAGUUCUCCUAAACCCUAAUAGUAACUACUCUAAAAGCAAUAUCACCAACAGUUACAAUCUGAAUGAUCCGAACAACCAAGUCCAGUUCUGUGGAGGGUAUAUCAGCCCUACUAACGGGUCAGAGAUGCCAUGGCUUAAAGCAGAUCUUAUACAGAACGGAACCGGAAAGCACAAAGGCUACCUUUGCCCGCAGAACUCACUUUGUGUGGAAGGCACAGGUCCGUACAAUGGGACGGUCAGCUUUGACAACAUAUUCCAGUCUCUAGAAUUGGUCUUCGUGGUCAUGAGUGCGAACACUUUCUCGGAUCUCCUCUACUACUGUACUGAUACCGACUUCCUUGCUGGAGCUCUAUUCUUCGCCUUCGGGAUUGUCGUUAUGAGUCUGUGGCUCAUGAACUUGCUUGUCGCGGUUAUAACAUCGUCCUUCCAGGUCAUCCGGGAGGAAAGCAAAACAAGUGCAUUCACAGUUGCUGAGCAAGAUCACUUCAUUGAAGAGGAAGAAGAGAUUCCAAAAAGGAGUGGUUUGAAGCGUGCGUACGACAUGACGGAAUGGCUAUGGAUUGUGAUCAUUCUUUUCGACCUUUUCGUGAUGUGCCUUCGAAGUUCCGACAUGAGCCAAAGCCGUCAACGUUUCAUCGAUGACACGGAGACGAUCGUAGCCUGUGUUUUAGUGUUCGAGAUCCUUCUGCGCUUUAUUGCUGAUUGGAGGAAUUUUCAUAAAAGCCAACGCAACUGGAUCGAUCUAGGCCUCGCGAUCAUUACCGCAGUCAUACAGAUUCCUUCUAUUCACGACUCGGGCGAAGCAUACGAAUGGCUCACAUUUUUCCAAAUCAUACGGAUCUAUCGCGUGGUCCUUGCGGUGUCGCUCACGCGCGAACUAAUCAAAAAGGUUCUGGGCAAUGUCUCUGGUCUACUGAAUCUAAUCGUAUUCGUGUUCCUCAUAACCUUCCUCACCGCAAUUUUUGCCGUUCAGAUCUUUCGCGGACAAUUCCCUUCUUACGACGGCAUCGGCGGCCCCGCUAUUCGCAUAACAUUCUCGGACAUCUACAACGGCUUUAUCGGCAUGUAUCAAGUUCUUUCGAGCGAGAACUGGACCGUACUACUGUAUAAUUCAACGCAGUAUGAGCUGAUCUGGGAUCAAGCUUGGAUAGGCGCCAUUUUCUUUAUUUCAUGGUUCAUCUUAGCAAAUUUUGUCGUAUUGAACAUGUUCAUUGCGGUCAUCCAGGAGAACUUCGACGUUUCGGAAGACGAAAAGCGCUUGCAGCAGGUCAAAGCUUUCCUUCAACAGAAAGAGCUUGGAGGUUCGUCCCAAGGCAACCUGUCGUUGUCGACUAUCUUCAAGCUCGGUCGAGACACAAGUCGGCACAAGGAUCCUCUUGAUUUUGGUCCUGCCACAAUGGAAAUGCUACUUCAGGAGGCCGUGUUUCGAGAUUUUCUCGACGAGCAUAUGGAGCCUGUGGAGGAGUUACACGAAGACGACGACCCGAUCACUGGCCGUCCAGUAGGGCAUGUCAAGCCUGGGCUGCUCUCGGUUCUGUGGGGUAAGCUUCUCAAGAUGUUCGGUGAUCAGGAGCCAAACCCUUUCUACUCUCGCUUGCAAUUCUCCAGAGGAGACGAGGUAGAUAUACGGACAAGAGCAAGAGAGGUUGUCUCGGCUACCGAACAAAGAAAGCGAGCUCAGCGUCAGUAUCUGCAAAGGCACCCGAGAUAUAAUGUAUCUCUUUUCAUCUUUGGUCCCCGCAAUCCCAUACGAAGAUUGUGUCAGGGUAUCGUUGGUCCUGGUCGGGGCAGCCAACGUAUCGAAGGUAUCGAUCCAGUCAAACCUGUUUGGUAUGCCUUCUCGGCGUUCAUCUAUGCUGCUAUCGUGGCCAUGGUUCUCCUGGCUUGCGUUUCGACUCCGCUAUAUCAGCGAGAAUACUUCCUAAAGCUUGGUCACUAUACCUCAAGAAGUUGGUUCGUCUGGACUGAUAUGGGGUUUGCAUGUGUGUUCACCCUCGAAGCCCUCAUCAAGAUCAUUGCCGAUGGGUUCUUUUGGACGCCAAAUGCUUACUUCCGAAGCUCUUGGGGUCUCAUCGACGGCCUUGUCCUGGUCACGCUAUGGAUCAAUGUCAUCACUUCACUCUACUCGGAUGGGGCUGUUUCGCGCGCUGUGGGAGCCUUCAAAGCUCUCAGGGCCCUGAGGCUGCUAAAUGUGAGCGAUAGUGCGAGAGACACGUUCCACUCGGUGAUAGUCUUGGGAAUUUGGAAGGUCGUAUCCGCCGCUUUUGUGUCUCUCAGCUUGCUCUUUCCUUUCGCUAUCUAUGGCCUCAACCUCUUCAAUGGGCGGAUGCGAGGGUGUAACGAUCCCAGCAUAAAUACCCUUGACGACUGCGUCGGCGAAUACAAUAGCACCCCUUACAACUGGAAUGUGUGGGGACCGAGACAAAGUGCAAACCCAUACUACAACUUCGACACAUUCGGAAGCUCGCUCAGCAUACUCUUCCAAAUCGUGUCCCAAGAAGGGUGGACAGAUGUGAUGUGGACAGCAAUCUAUUCGGGUGGUCGUGGAGUAUCCGCCACCGCCAUCCCAUCUUACAAUUCCCAGGGCAAUGCUGUGUUCUUCAUUGCGUUCAAUCUCUUGGGAGCCGUCUUCGUGCUGACUUUGUUUGUCUCUGUGUUUAUGCGCAAUUACACGGAACAGACAGGAGUCGCAUUCUUGACAGCCGACCAGCGAUCGUGGCUGGAAUUGCGAAAGCUCCUACGGCAAAUCUCACCGUCGAAGCGCCCAUCAAGUAAGUCAGAAUCCGGCUUUAGAGGCUGGUGCUACAGAAUCGCUGUCAAGAAACAUGGAAGGUGGCAAAGGUUGCUUACCACGAUCCUAUUUCUCCACCUUGUUUUGCUGGUCACGGAAUUCUACCCCGAACCCCUGUGGUGGCAGCAUUUGAGAGACUACAUAUUCUUGGCCUUCACAGUUGUGUAUAUAGCUAAUGUCCUUGUACGCGUCGUCGGACUUACAUGGAAGAGAUUCAGUAGGAGCUCCUGGGACCUCUACUCGAUUCUCUCCAUCACCGGCACUGUCAUCACGACGCUCCUCGACCUCUCCAAGUACAACGACCAGACUUACAGUCAGCUCCACAAGCUAUUUUUAGUGUCAAUUGCCCUGCUGCUCAUUCCUCGCAACAAUCAGCUUGACCAGCUUUUCAAGACAGCGGCAGCUUCCUUGUCUGCUAUUGGUAAUCUACUGGCGACUUGGUUUGUGCUGUUCCUGGUAUACGCAAUUGCCCUUACGCAGACCUUUGGUCUUACCAGGUUCGGCAAAUUAGAGAAUGUAAACAUCAAUUUCCGCAAUGUUCCUAAAGCUCUUAUCCUGCUCUUCAGAAUGAGUAUGGGUGAAGGUUGGAAUCAGAUCAUGGAAGACUUCGCAACCAUCACUUAUCCCAAUUGCGUCGCGUCCCCCUUGUUCUACGAAAGCGAUUGUGGCAGCGCCGUAUGGGCUCGGGCUCUGUUCAUCUCUUGGAACAUCCUGAGUAUGUACAUCUUUGUCAGUUUGUUCGUGUCAUUGAUCUUCGAGAGUUUCUCGUACGUGUACCAAAGGAGCAGCGGGCUAGCUGUGAUCAAUCGGAAGGAGCUCCGCAGAUUUAAACAGGCCUGGGCUACUUACGAUCCUGAGGGCACCGGUUGGAUUUCCAAGGACGUCUUCCCUCGGUUGCUCGGAGAACUGUCGGGCGCUUUUGAGAUGCGCAUUUAUGCCGGCAGCGAACAAUCCGUACACCGCAUUCUUGAGAAUUGCACUGUUGAGACAAGAGGCAACGAAACCCCUCCGCCAGGAGUCAUACACGGCGUCGACCUCGCUCAGCUUAACCACGAGCUGAGCAAAAUCGACGUUGUGGACACAAGACGUCGGCGGAACCGCAUGGAGGUAUUCUUUCAGGAAAUGAUGGUCUCCGCCCAUCCCGACCGCGGCAUCAAUUUUACAUCCUGUCUCAUGAUCCUUGCUCAUUACAAUGUCAUCUCGGACAGCAAGUCCUUACGGUUAGAAGAAUACCUCCGCCGGCGUGCUCGUCUGCAACGAGUUGAGGAGGAAGUCCGCCGUCGUGUCGUCAAGGGCUUCUUUGACAUGAUGUUCUGGUCUCGCCAGUUCAGAUCGCGUCUCGACUUCCGUCAUUCGGCCCGCAUGGUUAACAUUCCACAAUUCGCUGUGCCAGAGAUCUUCGUCGACGACCAAGACGCCAUCUCUCCGCAAGAUCCUGCCACUCCUGGGCCAUUCGCGAGUAUGUCUCAAGCCAGUCCAAGAGGCCGUCCCUCACUCGAUACCAGUGGUCUCCGACAUCGCGGCGACUCUGGCUCGCCCUCACGAUCAGAUAACAGCGGCAAUGUUAGUCCUUCGCUUACUCCACAGAGAGAUCUCGGGCACUCGCCGUCACCUUCGCGCGACAGUCCGUUUCAAUGGGGUUAUGAUGGCGCAGGGGACGAUCGUUCGCCGGUGGCCGGAAGGAGUAGAGCCAAUAGUUCGGUCGACAGGCAGAACGUGCUCGAUACUUUCGAUAACAGCGCUUGGGGUGAGAGUAUAAGGCGCAGCUUUACGACAAGAAGGACUGGCACAAGGGCACCGGCUCCGAGUCGUACUGCUACAAGGAGGAGGGGCAGUCGAAGGGUGACUCCAGAUCCGCCACAUCGAGCGGAACCAUGA